This is a messenger RNA of Penicillium concentricum, 951 nucleotides long. RefSeq lists its product as uncharacterized. The transcript has 3 exons. The record is from RefSeq and is a predicted model, not a curated record. NCBI's taxonomy places the organism in Eukaryota, Fungi, Ascomycota, Eurotiomycetes, Eurotiales, Aspergillaceae. Bases 1 to 951 code for a protein of 316 amino acids.
AUGUCAGCUCUUAGUAGCUCUGUUGGCUUGCCUUGUGAGCGGCUGUCGCAUGCCUACCGAGGCGAAUCCAGUACCCUUGUCGGGGAAGACGAUGCGACCACCAAAGCAAGUGAGCUCCCGAGUCCUGUCACCCUUAUCCUUUACAAUUUAGAAGACGUUCUCGAGAACGAAGAUGACUUCGAAAUCUGGCACCACAAGGUCGUUCGAGCCCUCGAAAGCUACGUUCUCCAGCGCCCAAUCGACCAGAGGGUUCCACAAUCAUCGAAACUGACCUCGAAGCUGCUAGGGAGUGGCAGAGGCUGUCGAUUUGAGUCACCGAAUACAUUAUCGCCAAUAUGUCGGACCACAUUCGUACACCAGGUCAAGUCUCGAGGGGUGCGAUUCGAGCGAGCAGAAGAAUCCAUGGGACAGGCUGUCAAGUUAUUCUGGGAUCAGAGCUUCUUUGUUCCCACUUGCAAGCAGUCGUACCGACGUACCCCUGUACUUUGCCGGUCACUCUCAUGCCUCUCCUACGACUCACUCUACAUCUUCAGCAAUCCGCUUCUCGGGGCGAUCGACACCCCUCCUUCGACGCACAUAUCGUGUCGUUUCUUCACGCGACCAGUCCAUCUCAUCCCGAACCUGACGCGGGGAAUUGUCUUCGCCUUCCAGAAGAUUCGCCGAAUCGGGAUUCCUGAACUCGUGUCAAUCCAAAUCGGUGAAAACACCUUCGCUUUAUGGCCCACCGCAAUCAAAUGCGCUCUCGACACUCGCGACCCUGGCCUUUUCGAGUGCCUUACCGGUAAGUACGCUCGACGAGAUUCCCAGAACACCACAGCUCUCGAGGGGACUCGUAAGUUUCGCCACAUCUUUUUCGGUCUUCUCAAGACCUUCUUGGUUCCCACUCAUAACACUGGCUUUGAAAAGUCCCAUAAGCCCGGUCCCGGCCCACGUCCUGAAGACGAAGGUUGA